UUACCCUAAUUAUACACGGGUCACGCCGUCACGGGAGGCGGGAGCUAUACCCGCAACCCAUCAACCCCUCGCGGCUCUCUCUCUCUCAUACAUUCUCUCCCCUUCCUCGUAGAUACAGAAAAAGGGGAAGACGAUAGAUCCAUAUUUCUCUUUCUGUAAUUUUCCGUUCGAUUCUUUUCCUUCCUUUCCUUACCAACAGAAACCCCCAAGCGCUGCCUCUUUCCUCCCAUGGGAACCCCUGAGACUUCUCGCGAACCCUGCCCCGAUCGCAUCCUCGAUGACAUUGGUGGCGCGUUCGGCAUGGGAGCCGUCGGUGGCUCCGCCUUCCAUUUCAUUAAAGGUCUCUACAACUCUCCCAAGGGUUCUCGACUCGUCGGCGGCUCGCAAGCCGUUCGCCUCAACGCGCCACGCGUUGGCGGCAGUUUCGCCGUGUGGGGUGGCUUGUUUUCCACUUUUGACUGUACCAUGGUUUACGUGCGUCAGAAGGAGGAUCCGUGGAACUCCAUCAUCGCUGGGGCUGCCACUGGCGGCUUCCUCUCCAUGCGCCAGGGGCUGGGAGCUUCGGCCCGAUCCGCGGCGUUUGGCGGUGUCUUGUUGGCUUUGAUCGAAGGAGCAGGGAUCAUGCUCAACAAAUUCCUCAGUGCACAGCAACAGAUGCCUAUAAUAAUCGAUGAACCCAUGCCUGCUGGAUACCCCGUUAAUGGAUUGCCUGGCCAAAGCUUGCCUCAAGGGAUGAUGCAGCCCUCAACUGUGCCUUCUGAUUCGGUUUCGGGUUCGGAUUCGGGCAAAUCUUGGUUUGGUGGGUGGUUUGGCGGAGAGAAAAAGGAUGGGCCUCCUACGAGCGGAGGAAGCGAGACAAAAGUUUUGGAGAGCUUCGACGCCCCGCCAGUGCCGAACUUUGAAUACAAGUGAGAUGGUUAUGCAGGCAGUGAGUAUUUAGGAGUGAUUGCAUUUGUUGCAGGCGUUUGGUUUUGAACCUUGCUCAGGGAUAAACUGUAGUCACUUAAUUCUACGGCUUUGUAAUAUAGUGGUAAUUUUGUCGGAACUCUUAUAGUGUUGGGCUCCAUCCUUUAGUCCAUAAUUGAUUAUUUUCCCGUUGGAAUUUUGGCAUGCGUCCAAUUCUAGAUCAUCAUUUUAUUGCAAUUAUCUUUUCAUUGAAAAAUAUAUGCUGGAGAUUUAUACGUU
Messenger RNA from Prosopis cineraria, 1185 nucleotides. RefSeq names its product mitochondrial import inner membrane translocase subunit TIM17-2-like. Gene Ontology annotation, cellular component: TIM23 mitochondrial import inner membrane translocase complex; mitochondrial inner membrane. Gene Ontology annotation, molecular function: transmembrane protein transporter activity. The transcript has a single exon. Gene Ontology annotation, biological process: protein import into mitochondrial matrix. The record is from RefSeq and is a predicted model, not a curated record. The coding region runs from base 229 to 912 and encodes 227 amino acids. NCBI's taxonomy places the organism in Eukaryota, Viridiplantae, Streptophyta, Magnoliopsida, Fabales, Fabaceae.